This is a messenger RNA of Pisolithus orientalis, 1200 nucleotides long. RefSeq lists its product as uncharacterized. Gene Ontology annotation, molecular function: GTP binding. The transcript has 6 exons. The record is from RefSeq and is a predicted model, not a curated record. Bases 89 to 904 code for a protein of 271 amino acids. NCBI's taxonomy places the organism in Eukaryota, Fungi, Basidiomycota, Agaricomycetes, Boletales, Pisolithaceae.
AAAACAUUUGAUGUUACUAAUGAGGGCAUUCUUAUAUCACUAGUUCCUGCAACGUGAUUCCUCCGGAGUCUCGGAGCUUUUCUCCGCAAUGCUGGCAUGCUGCGACACCCAAGAUGGGUAUUUCCGCCGUCGUAUGGUAUCUGAAUGGAAUGCAAAUGUGCCCAUCAAAAUGGAGAAAGUCUUCCUUCCUUACCGGGAUAACAUUGACCUCAACAUCAGAGGCCCACUGUCCAGACCAAGUAGGCUUGCACGGAUUCCAUUCAUGAAUAUCAGACCUAGUGACAUCAUCAUCCUAGUCUUAGGUGCAUCAGGUUCCGGAAAGAGCAAUAUAAUCAACAAACUCACUAGGGUAUCACCAGAGCAUGACAAACAUAGCCUUGCAGCCUCUAUGACAGAUUGUAGUGCCUAUACAUGUGUCCGCAAGGGCAAACGUUUCAUAUUCAUAGAUACCCCAGCAUUUGACAUGCACGGAUUUGAAAGAAUAUCAAAUCUGAUGAACUUCAUAUACCAGGGGUCUAUGAAGCUCACUGGCCUGAUCUACACACAUAACAUAAUGGUUGAGUGCUCAUGUGCUGGUGAGCAGUGCAAAUCACAGAUUCUAAAGUCUAUGUGUGGGGACAAGGCAAUUGAUCGGUUGCGGCUGGUGACAACCAUGUGGGAUGGGGUUCAGGACCCAGAAUAUGCAAUCAGAGUAGAAGAUGUUUUAAAGAGAAACUGUUGGAAGGCUCUUCUCCAAGAGGGUGCCACUUCUCAAUGGUUUGUCAAUACUCCACAGUCAGCAUGGGCAAUUGUGGAGAGCCUGGGAGAUACAAGGAAACCCCUGUUGCUUCAAGAGGAGAUGGUUAAGGGAAUCAAUUUGAGGGAAACAACUGCAUUCAAAGGAUUUUCUUUGCUCCAGAAGUAGCAUUGUCACCAUACUCAUGCAGUCCCUUGUAUAUAAAUACACUGGCCCUCUGGGCAAUCCAGGUUAUUAUCUAAUGAAAAAUCAAGUGGAGAAGCCUGGAUUCAUGUUGUCUGACACCCAUGUGUGGAGGAGGGUGUGAAGAAGUUCACACAUGGGCAUCCCUUCUUGACUGAUUGUCUAUGAGUUGAUGUCUCAUGCAAAUUUUUUCAUAUCAAUUCAGUCAUGUUUGAAAGUUAAAAAGUGCAGGAACCUUGUAUGACCCAGAGGCUGAUGUUUUGCUCAAUGCAAAGUGAAAG